Molecule: messenger RNA, 1088 nt
Organism: Drosophila innubila
Lineage: Eukaryota; Metazoa; Arthropoda; Insecta; Diptera; Drosophilidae
Product: band 7 protein AGAP004871
Exons: 4
Coding region: 24-1016 (330 amino acids)
Cellular component (GO): plasma membrane
Source: RefSeq, a predicted model, not a curated record
UAAGUACCAUAUUAAGUACCACAAUGGAAACGUAUAGAGAUCAAGGAGCUGAAGCAAAUUCUAGUAAAGCAAAAGGCCCUCCCGAAGGGUUUAAGGAAAUUGAUUUCGAAAAAACGGACGAUAGGUUGCUCCAAAAAGAGUACAAGAGAGGACAUAUGAGCGACGAUGAAGAUUCCGAAAGUUCAGAUUCAAAUCGUGUUACAAACAUUAAUCGCAAUGUUAAAACAACUGAGAAUGAAACCUACAGCUGUUGGGAACGCAUUUUUAUUGCCUUGUCGUAUUUAUUGGUAAUCUUAUUCUUUCCCUUGUCAAUGUUCGUGUGUCUCGUGGUCCUGCAGGAGUAUCAGCGGGCGGUGGUUUUGCGUUUGGGGCGCCUACGGCCGGGUGGUGCAAAGGGUCCGGGUCUCAUGUUUAUUGUGCCAUGCGUUGAUGAAUACCAAAAGGUGGACUUGCGAACGACAUCCUUGGACGUGCCGCCGCAGGAUAUACUCACAAAGGACUCGGUGACCGUCAGUGUAGACGCUGUGGUCUACUACAGAAUCAAUAAUCCUCUGGAUGUUGUGCUCCAGGUGAUCGAUCCCGCAUACUGCUGCCGUUUGCUGGCAAUGACAACGCUGCGCAAUGUCACGGGAUUAUAUAUGCUCAUCGAACUGGUUUCCGCUAAGAAGGCGCUGUCCAGGCAAAUCAAGAGCAUGCUCGAUUCCACUGGAGCAACAGAUCCUUGGGGAAUACGCAUCGAAAGAGUUGAAAUCACCGAUAUUCUCAUGCCAGAAUCCCUGCAACGUGCCAUGGCUGUGGAGCAGGAGGCACGGCGUGAGGCAAUGGCAAAGGUUGCAGCUGCAAAUGGGGAAAGGGAUGCUGUCAAGGCACUCAAAGAGGCUGCCGACAUUAUGGAAUCGAAUCCCAUUGCUUUACAGUUGCGGUAUCUGCAAACACUUAAUACUAUCUGCAAUGAUCAGACCGAGGCCAUAGUAUUCCCACUGCCCAUUGACAUACUGGCCAAAUUGAUGAAAUAAUUUAAUUGACUCUUUGUUGUAAUGAAGAACAUCUCAUUUAUUUUAAGUCUAAUUAAAUUUUAAAUAUUUUUA